Molecule: messenger RNA, 876 nt
Organism: Danio aesculapii
Lineage: Eukaryota; Metazoa; Chordata; Actinopteri; Cypriniformes; Danionidae
Gene: apip
Product: APAF1 interacting protein
Exons: 7
Coding region: 123-848 (241 amino acids)
Cellular component (GO): cytoplasm
Molecular function (GO): metal ion binding; methylthioribulose 1-phosphate dehydratase activity
Source: RefSeq, a predicted model, not a curated record
UGCGCAAGAGUUUGAUCACGUGAUGUUUUGGGCUGUUUUGCUCCACGAAACUCUGAAAUGUUAACCGUAACAUCUUAAGCGUCUUCUCGAAAUAGUGCUAAUCUUUUUUUAGUGCUUGAAAAAUGUCGUCGGUCGUGAACGCUGCGUAUGCCGAGUACAACGGAAAAGAGAAAGGGGAUCAGGAAGAUCCUCGUGUGUUGAUCCCAGAGCUCUGCAGACUCUUCUAUGAGCUGGGCUGGGUGACGGGAACCGGCGGAGGAAUAAGCCUUCGUCAUGGUGAGCACAUUUAUAUAGCUCCCUCAGGUGUUCAGAAGGAGAGAAUACAACCAGAGGACUUGUUUGUGUGUGACAUUGAUGAAAAGGACAUCAGUUGUCCUCCUUCACAGAAGAAGCUGAAGAAGAGCCAGUGCACGCCACUCUUCAUGAACGCCUACACUAUGAGAGGUGCUCAGGCAGUUAUUCACACACACUCAAAGUCUGCUGUAAUGGCAACUCUCCUGUUUCCUGGAAAGGAAUUCCGUAUCACACACCAAGAGAUGAUUAAGGGGAUUCGGAAAGGAAACUCGGGCACAAAUUUCAGGUAUGACGACACUCUAGUUGUUCCAAUAAUUGAAAACACCCCAGAGGAGAAAGACUUGAAGGAGCGCAUGGCUCGUGCCAUGGACAUGUACCCCGACUCCUGCGCUGUCCUCGUCCGGAGACAUGGGGUCUACGUCUGGGGAGAGACUUGGGAGAAAGCAAAGACAAUGUGUGAAUGUUAUGACUACUUGUUUGACAUUGCUGUGCAGAUGAAACAGAGUGGCCUGGAUCCUUCUGCUUUUCCCACUGAGGAGAAAGGCAUUGUUUGAGUCUGCAUAAAUAAAAACUGUUACUGUG